UACCGGACCCGUAGUUUUUUCUCCAUUUUGUCUUAAGCGGUCGGCGGUACUUGUUUGCAGAGUCCCGGGGAGAAGGCUAGAGAGUGCUUUUCCCGCCUCACAGCCAAUGGUCGGAGCCUCCAGUGGUGCUCACAACGCACAGGUGGGAUUGAAGCUCGGAGUCGCCACCAGACCCGCCCAGGGCCGGGACAGGGACCGCCAUUCCUGCAGCGGCUUCUGCUCCCGCCCCGCUCCGACUACCGAGUGCCAUGGAGGCGCCGGUGCUGAGGAGACGGGCUGAGGUUGGCGUGACCUUUGAGGACAUUGCCCUGUACUUCUCCAGGAAGGAAUGGAGCCUCUUAGAUGAGGGUCAGAGACAGCUGUACCUGAAUGUGAUGCUGGAGAACUUUGAACUAAUAUCCUCGCUGGGUUGCUGCUGUGGAGAAGAGAAUGUGGAGGCCACGACUGAACAAAAGAUUUCUAUUAGAUUUUCACAGGCAAGGAAUCCCAAGUUACCGUUGUCUUCCCAGAAGAGCCACCCCUGUGAGAAUUGUGGGCUAGUCCUGGGAAACAUUUUCCGCGUGAUGGAGCUGCAGGGAACACAACACAGACGGAUACUGUUGAGGUGUGGAGCGUGUGCAAAAACAUUUUCGUUGUGUGCAACAUUUCACCAGCAGCAUGUGAGAGAACAGACUUACAUUAGAGGUUUGGAAAGGAUGUCACUUGCCAACAGCUGCAAUUUCAAUGUGUCCCAGAAUCAUUUCACCUGUGGGGAGGUUGGGCAGAGUGUCCUUACUGAAUCUGGACAUCUCCACCUACAGGCUUCUCAGACCAGGGACAGUCCAACUGCUAUUUUGAUGCGUGGGAUGACGUUUCAAAGUAGAAAAAACUAUCUCAGCAGAAAAGAAUGUAAGAAAGACAUUAGUUGCAGCCAAACAUUUAUUCAGGAAAAAGAUUUCCAUCUUGGAAGUGGGUGUUGUGUGCGCUCUGAAUGUGGAAAAUAUUUUACCCAAUUUUCUAGCUUUCAUUAUCAACAGAGAGGUCACACUGGAGAAAAGCAUUACAAAUGCAAUGAAUGUGGGAAAUCUUUUACCGCUAAGAACAUCCUUCAGCAACAUCAGAGAGUUCAUAUGGGAGAAAAGCCUUAUAAAUGCAGUGAAUAUAAGAAGUCUUUUACUCAGAGCACUACCCUUCGUUUUCAUCAGAGAGUUCACACUGGAGGAAAACCUUAUCAAUGCAGUGAAUGUGGCAAAGCUUUUACCACUAAGACCCACCUUAAUCGACAUCUGAGACUUCAUACAGGAGAAAAGCCAUAUCAAUGCAGUGAAUGUGGAAACUCUUUUACCACUAAAUCCGUCCUUGAUCAACAUCAGAGAGUUCAUACGGGAGAAAAGCCUUAUAAAUGCAGUGAAUGUGGAAAAUCAUAUAAAAGUAGCAAAGGGCUCCAAUAUCAUCAGACAGUUCACACUGGAGAAAAGCCUUUUCAGUGCAAUGAAUGUGGAAAAUCUUUUUCUGCUAACACAGACCUUCAUAAACAUCAGAGAGUUCAUACGGGAGAAAAGCCUUAUCAAUGCAGUGAAUGUGGAAAAUCUUUUACCACUAAAAGCAUCCUUGAUCGACAUCAGAGAGUUCAUACGGGAGAAAAGCCUUAUAAAUGCACUGAAUGUGUGAAAUCUUUUAAAAGCAGUAGUGGUCUUCAGUAUCAUCAGAGAGUUCACACUGGAGAAAAAAAACCUUAUCAGUGUCGUGAAUGUGGAAAAUCUUUUACCCGGAGCACUACCCUUCGUAUUCAUCAGAGAGUUCAUACGGGAGAAAAGCCUUAUAAAUGUUUUGAGUGUGGGAAAUCUUUUUCCCGGAGCACUUACCUUCAUUACCAUCAGAGAGUUCACACUGGAGAAAAGCCUUAUCAAUGCAGUGAGUGUGGGAAAUCUUUUACCACUAAAACCAUCCGUGAUCGACAUCAGGUAGUUCAUGCAGGAGAAAAGCCUUAUCGGUGUAGUGAAUGUGGGAAAUCUUUUACCCGGAGCACUACCCUUCGUAUUCAUCAGAGAGUUCAUACGGGAGAAAAGCCUUAUAAAUGUUUUGAGUGUGGGAAAUCUUUUUCCCGGAGCACUUACCUUCGUUACCAUCAGGUAGUUCAUAGAGGAGAAAAGCCUUAUAAAUGCAGUGAAUGUGGAAAAUCUUUUACCCAGAGCGGUAAUCUUCGUUUUCAUCAGAGAGUUCAUACAGGAGAAAAGCCAUAUCAAUGCAGUGAAUGUGGAAAAUCUUUUACCACUAAAACCAUCCAUGAUCGACAUCAGAGAGUUCAUACAGGAGAAAAGCCUUAUAAAUGCAGUGAAUGUGGAAAACCUUUUAAGUGUAGAAAAAGUCUCCUAUAUCAUCAGAGAGUUCACACUGGAGAAAAGCCUUAUCAAUGCAGUGAGUGUGGCAAAUCUUUUACCAUUAAGUCUGGCCUUCAUCGUCAUCAGAGUGUUCAUACUGGAGAAAAGCCUUAUCAAUGCAGUGAGUGUGGCAAAUCUUUUACCAUUAAGUCUGCCCUUCAUCUUCAUCAGAGAGUUCAUACAGGAGAAAAGCCAUAUCAAUGCAGCGAAUGUGGAAAAUCUUUUACCACUAAAACCAUCCAUGAUCGACAUCAGAGAGUUCAUACAGGAGAAAAGCCAUAUCAAUGCAGUGAAUGUGGAAAAUCUUUUACCACUAAAACCAUCCUUGAUCAACAUCAGAGAGUUCAUACGGGAGAAAAGCCUUAUAAAUGCACUGAAUGUGGGAAUUCUUUUAAAAGGAGCAGUGGUCUUCAGUAUCAUCAGAGAGUUCACACUGGAGAAAUUUUCUCUCCAUUUUGUCUUAAGCGGUCGGCGGUACUUGGUUGCGGAGUCCCCUGGAGAAGGCUGGAGAGUGGUCGUCCCCGCCUCACAGCCCAUGGUCGGACCCUCCAGUGGUGCUCACAGCGCACACGUGGGAUUGAAGCUCGGAGUCGCCACCAGACCCGCCCCAGGGCCCGGACAGGGACCGCCAUUCCUGCAGCGGCUUCUGCUCCCGCCCCGCUCCUCCCACCGAGUGCAAUGGAGGCGCCGGUGCUGAGGAGACGGGCUGAGGUUGGCGUGACCUUUGAGGACAUUGCCCUGUUCUUCUCCAGGGAGGAAUGGAGCCUCCUUGAUGAGGGUCAGAGACAGCUGUACCUGAAUGUGAUGCUGGAGAACUUUGAACUUAUGUCCUCGCUGGGUUGCUGCUGUGGAGGAGAAAACGUGGAGGAAAUGACUGAACAGAAGGUUUCUGUAAGAUUGUCACAGGCAAGGAAUCCCAAGUUAGCCUUGUCUUCCCAGAAGAGCCACCCCUGUGAGAGUUGUGGGCUGGUCUUGGGAAACAUUUUCCACAUGAUGGAGCUGCAGGGAACACAACAUGGACAAAUACUGUUGAGGCGUGGGGCAUGUGCAAAACAAUUUUUUGUCCAGGCAAAAUUUCACCAGCAGCAUGUGAAAGAGAAAUCUUUCACUAGAAGUGUGGACAGGAUCUCACUUGCAAACAGCUGCAAUUUCAAUGUAUCCCAGAAUCGUUUCACGUGCGGGAAUUUUGGGCAGGGUGUCCUUAUGGGGUCAGUACAUCUCCACCCCAAGGCUACUCAGACCAGGGACAGUCCAACCACAAUUUCGACGUGUGGGAUGCCUUUUAAAAGUACAAAAAAUUAUUACAGUAGAAAAGAUUGUAAGGAAGACAUUAGUUGCACCCACACAUUUAUUCAGGAAAAAGAUGUCCAUCUUGGAAGUCGGCGUUUUCUGUCCUCUGAAUGUGGAAAAUAUUUUUCCAAAUGUUGUAGCUUUCAUUAUCAACAGAGAGGUCACACUCAAGAAAAGCCUUAUCAAUGCAGUGAAUGUGGAAAAUCUUUUAUCUCUAAGAUGAUCCUUCAUCGACAUCAAAGAGUUCACACAGGAGAAAAGCCUUAUAAAUGCAGUGAAUGUGGAAAAUCUUUUGCACGGAGCGAUGCCCUUCGUGAUCAUCAGAGAGUUCAUACAGGAGAGAAGCCUUAUAAAUGCAGUGAAUGUGGAAAAUCUUUUGCACGGAGCAAUGCCCUUCGUGAUCAUCAGAGAGUUCACACUGUAGAAAAGUCUUAUCAGUGCAGUGAAUGUGGAAAAUCUUUUGCAUGGAGCCAUGCCCUUCAUUAUCAUCAGAGAGUUCACACUGGAGAAAAGCCUUAUCAAUGCAAUGAAUGUGGAAAAUCUUUUACCACUAAGGCUAAUGUUCGUCGACAUCAGAGAGUUCAUAUGGGAGAAAAGCCUUUUCAGUGCAGUGAAUGUGGAAAAUCUUUUGCAUGGAGCCAUGCCCUUCAUUAUCAUCAGAGAGUUCACACUGGAGAAAAGCCUUAUCAAUGCAAUGAAUGUGGAAAAUCUUUUACCGCUAAGACUCUCCUUCAUCAACAUCAGAGAGUUCAUACAGGAGAAAAGCCUUAUGAAUGCACUGAAUGUGGGAAAUCUUAUAAAGGUAAAAGUGGUCUCCAUUAUCAUCAGAGAGUUCACACUGGAGAAAGCCAUUAUGAGUGCAAUUAAUGUGAGGUUUCUCUCAGCCAUAUUUCUAUAUUCACUGUUCGCAUAAGAGUACAAAUGGGAGAAAUUUCUUUGAUGUGUAGGAAAUGUACUUUCUUAGUUAGGACUUAACAUUAGUACAACAAAAUUUGUGAAUCCUCAUUUUUCUGAAUUGUAUCUCAUAUAUUUAAUCACCUAUAUUAUGUAAAGUUCCCAUAAGUGUUUUUGCUAUUGUGUUUGUGUGUUUUUAUGUUGGAACACUAUGUAAUUAUCUUGAACGUUCUAAUAUACAGGAUGUCCUGCCAGAUCUAUGUCCCUGCACAUUUCUGUUGCUGAAGGUAUUUCAUCUGAACCACCUAUAAGAUCUCUACAAACGCCGUCAAUCACCAUCCUCAUGUGCCCAGGGAAGCUAAGUCUGUUGUCUAAUUUGUUGAAGAAAAUGAGGAAUACCUGAGCCC
Messenger RNA from Myotis lucifugus (little brown bat), 4951 nucleotides. RefSeq lists its product as uncharacterized. Gene Ontology annotation, molecular function: DNA-binding transcription factor activity; RNA polymerase II cis-regulatory region sequence-specific DNA binding. The record is from RefSeq and is a predicted model, not a curated record. Gene Ontology annotation, biological process: regulation of transcription by RNA polymerase II. The transcript has 9 exons. Bases 249 to 4517 code for a protein of 1422 amino acids. Lineage: Eukaryota; Metazoa; Chordata; Mammalia; Chiroptera; Vespertilionidae.